This is a messenger RNA of Aspergillus wentii DTO 134E9, 1071 nucleotides long. RefSeq names its product putative acetyl xylan esterase (Axe1). NCBI's taxonomy places the organism in Eukaryota, Fungi, Ascomycota, Eurotiomycetes, Eurotiales, Aspergillaceae. Bases 77 to 781 code for a protein of 234 amino acids. Gene Ontology annotation, molecular function: hydrolase activity. The record is from RefSeq and is a predicted model, not a curated record. The transcript has 3 exons.
UUCUUUAAAGACCCUGAGUUCCUCUUCAUAACCCAGUAUCAGAAUAAGCGACUGUCUCUGACUUUGAUAUAACAAAAUGCUAUUCAAUCUCGCCCUCUCCCUUCUUAUCGGCAGCAGUCUCGCUGUUCCACUCGAAGCCGACAUUGAGAAACGCCAAAGCUGCCCAGACGUUCAUGCCUUCGGCGCUCGCGGGACCACCGUUCCGCCAGGCUACGGUUUAACCAAAACAGUCAUCGAUGACAUCCUGAGUGCCUAUCCUGGUGGCACCUCUGAAGCUAUCGAUUACCCUGCAUGUGGUGGACAGUCCUCGUGCGGAGGGGCGAGCUAUUCUAGCUCAGUUGCGCAGGGCAUUAAAGCCGUUGCCUCGGCUGUGAAUGCCUACAACAAAAAGUGUCCUCAGACGAAGCUUGUUCUUGUUGGAUAUUCGCAGGGUGGUGAAAUCAUGGACGCUGCUUUGUGCGGCGGGGGUGUCCCUAACCAGGGUUAUACUGAUACUUCCGUCCCGCUGUCGUCGUCUGCUGUGGAAAUGGUCAAGGCAUCUAUUUUGUUUGGUGAUCCGCUGUUCAAGGCUGGCUUGCCGUAUGAUGUUGGAACUUGCGCUGCAGGAGGUUUCGAUGCACGACCUGCUGGCUUCUCGUGCCCGUCGGCUGGUAAAAUCCAGUCCUACUGCGAUGCUGGUGAUCCCUACUGCUGCAACGGCAAUGACGAGACAGCCCACCAGGGCUAUGUAAAAGAGUACGGGUCAAAGGCAAUCAGCUUUGCCAAAUCAAAGUUGUCCUAGUAUUGGAAGACUAUCCUGUUCCGAAACUGCCAGAUUUUUGUUUUGUGUCGCGAAUGCAUUUUUUGAGCUGGGGAAAGUUACUUUAGCUUGUUCAAGACUGGAAGAACGAGACGAUAAUCAAAAUCUUGCUGGAUUGCCCAGUCAUCAUCUGCAUACGUGUGUUCUCCUAGACCCGGUGUGGUAAUCCAUGGCGUAUAUUAAAGACGGCUGAAGAUAUCAAAUUCGACAAGACCGCCAUCGAGCCAGUGGGAGGUAUAGUUCAAAUCAAUAUCGAAGAACAGAUAAUGAAG